Messenger RNA from Phytophthora nicotianae INRA-310, 1239 nucleotides. RefSeq lists its product as hypothetical. Lineage: Eukaryota; Oomycota; Peronosporomycetes; Peronosporales; Peronosporaceae. Bases 1 to 1239 code for a protein of 412 amino acids. The transcript has 3 exons. The record is from RefSeq and is a predicted model, not a curated record.
AUGACGACCAAGUUCACCGCCGCCGAGUUGAAGCGGUUCCGCGCCUUCUUGGACGCGGACCUUGACCGCGAAGAGCACGGUCUUUCAUCCUCCGACGAGGACGCUCUCAAGCGACAACUCUGGGGCAAGAUACGCGCACAUCUCGGGGUCAACGGCAUGUCUACGGGCCUCCCACAUCUCGACCAACUCGUCGAAGACAUCUUCCAAGGCAAGUCGAAUGUCAGCCUCCAAGGUCCAGUCGUGAUCUUGCCCGCCGCGCCCGGCGUUCCAAGUGCCGCACCCCCGGUCGUGACUCAGCCAGCCGCGUCCGGCGUUCCAAGAGCCGCAACCCCGUCCGUGCCCUCCACCAAGGCUUCGGGCAAGAAACCUGCUACGUCUUUCAAGAAGUCCUCCAAACGGAAGGCCAGCGCCGGCGACACUGCCACCAAGUCGUCCGCCAAGAAGCCGCGCUCUUCCCAGAAGUUGACGCUUCCUUCAUACGACUACGCCAAGCUGAUUGACGUGAAUCCCAACGCUCCUCGGGUCACGCGUAUUCUGGGAGUGGGCGUUCCACGUCCCCUCGAGACAACCACAGCCCAGUCUAAUCGCCGCAAGCUCAAAAUGCGAGCUUCUCAUGCUCGUCUGACCUUUACGAGCCUUUGCAUCGAGACGUGGGGCUUCUACGCGUUCCUCGAGAAGCUGGAAAAGCGUCCUGAAAUGUUCUGGCUCGGAGGCCAGCCCGGCAAGUCUCCACGCGGAGACGCUUAUGGAUAUCCUCAGGUGCUCUCCUUCCUCGAGUUCACCGACGCCUUAAAUCCCAAGGUCAUCGCAAAGAAUCGCCUCUCCAUGGUGGCGUUGGCUCGUAUCCGGCAGGAUCUCAUGUCAGGAACCAAGCUCAAGACGUCGUGGAUUAUCAAUCCGAACGUCAACCCUUGGAAGACUCUUAUCAAUUACAGCGGCGUCAAGCAACGCCAACUCGACGUUCUGGCCCAGAUAGCCGGCCGGACUUACGAACUCCCCUCCGUCGAUCCACCAUCUGAGAGAGAACGCGAUCGCGAAGACUGGUCCGACUUAGAGGACGCCGAGAAUGACGACGAUCAAGCUGCAUCUUCCAGCGCAGGCACCGGCACGCCGGCUCAAGGUGAUGACGAGGACGCCGACGAGGAUGACGAAGACGGAGAAGACAAAGGUGACGAAGUCGACGACGAAGAGGACAACGGCGGCGACGAGAACGACUCUCAGAACGUCCACGUCUUGUGA